Messenger RNA from Saccharomycopsis crataegensis, 216 nucleotides. It is a transcript of the gene RPB10, whose product is annotated as DNA-directed RNA polymerase core subunit RPB10. Gene Ontology annotation, molecular function: zinc ion binding; DNA binding. Bases 1 to 216 code for a protein of 71 amino acids. The transcript has a single exon. The record is from RefSeq and is a predicted model, not a curated record. NCBI's taxonomy places the organism in Eukaryota, Fungi, Ascomycota, Saccharomycetes, Ascoideales, Saccharomycopsidaceae. Gene Ontology annotation, biological process: transcription by RNA polymerase II; transcription by RNA polymerase I; tRNA transcription by RNA polymerase III. Gene Ontology annotation, cellular component: RNA polymerase III complex; RNA polymerase II, core complex; RNA polymerase I complex.
AUGAUCAUUCCUGUCCGUUGUUUUUCAUGUGGUAAAGUUGUUGGUGACAAGUGGGAACCAUACUUGACUUACCUUGAAGAAGAUCUCAGUGAAGCCGAAGCUCUCGACAAGUUGGGACUUAAAAGAUACUGCUGCAGAAGAAUGGUGUUGACCCAUGUUGAUUUGAUUGAAAAGUUCUUGAAGUACAACCCAUUGGAAAAGAAAGACAUUAACUAA